AUGGGGUAUUUGGCACGCCCAUCGAACGAUUCGACGCGGAUUGAUAAUCCUACGUCAGGAGCAAGAACAUCUGGCGAGAACGAAUCUUCGUUCUCGCGGGUGCGCAGCACGGCAGGCACUUCGAGUGAAGUGUCCGCGUCGACUUGCACGACGAGGAGGUCGUCGCGCGCCCAAACAAGGUCGCGUUCCCGGGAGCUAGUUGGAAGUUUUCCGAUGCAGCUGGAUGAACUGGACGCCCCAUCGGCACGAAGGCAAGAACCUUCGGACACAGGUGAACAGCAAUGUUCACCUACUAUUGGAGGUACCGAGACCGAACCAGUGCGGGUGCAUGAGGGGGCUACCGUCCUCAUGAGAGGGGGCACUCUCCAAAAAGGGGAAGGGAGCGGGGCGUCGAGCGGCCACCGCUUGCGUCACACCACCACCAGUACAUCUCGUGAAGAUGUACUGGUCUCGAAUCCUGCAGCUACAUGGACGCCAAGCCGUGAGCUUGACGUACAGGUUAUCCAUGGGGACUCGACGCGAAGGUCAGCUACUCGCACAUUGAGCCAGGGACUCAAUGUGCAGUACACCUCACGAGUGGCCAGUACAUCACAUAGUGGUGUACUGGGAUCGGACGCAGUCACGGGCUGUACAUCCAGCGUUGAGCUCGACGUACGAGCUUCACGUCGAACAUCGAGACAGGUACCACCGGUACCACGCGUGUCGAGCGAUCGACUCGACGUACAGAAUACAGGUGACCGUCUCGGCCACGACCUUACUCGGGAAGAUGGUACUUCGCGCCGUGAAGUACCAGUCUUGAACCAAGCAUGCACACCGGAUCGUCCAGUAACCGUCGAUGUGAGUCAAUGGCCCACGGACGAGGUGUUGCGCGAGUUGUGUUUCAGCCUCCUCGCGGACCAGCUCGACCACGAUUUCGACGAGGCUGAAUGCGCGGCGAGUGAUGGCGAGUGGGCCAUUUGGGCUCACUGCAAGAGAUCUGCACUCAGCUGCGGACAGGCCAUCGAGGAGAUGUCCCCACGACUGGGGACAUAUUCUCGUGCUGCUCGACGAGCAUGGGACCACUUCCAGAGGGAAUUGGAAGUGGUUCCUCUCGAGUUUGAUCCUCUGCUGGUUGCACCAUUACCUAUGGAGAUGGUGCGAUAUUGGGCCUACAACAAGCUGGGAUGGCUUGUUGUACCACCUCGCAGUCAACCUCAGGAUGACUCCGACUGGUACAACUCCUCUGAUGAGGAGCCUCAUACCACAACUCGUGAGGAUUACUCUGACCAUGUUGAGUCAGAGUCUCUCUCCGAGUCUGAGCAUCAUAGCUCGUGGGAUUCUUCGAAUCCAGGUUCUGAGGGGGCAAACGCAGUAGUAGUCUCUGACUACUACGAGCAGUCCGAGAUGGAGGAUACCUACAGUUCUUCUGCACUACCUGCUGAAGACGAGGGUAACUCCGAAGAUGCAGACUAUUACUCGGAGUCCGAGUAGUAGUCUACAUGCUGGUUGCACAACUCUGUCGAGUUGUGUAUGACAAUGGUGAACGGUCGUGUCGGCUCACUGACGUGAAGUAGUUUGUCACUGUCUACAGUUCAACAUCAUCUUUGUCUUGCCAAUUGCUACCACCGUUGGGUGGUUGCAUGUACUAUUCCUUUCUUUCCUUUUUCUCUCUGUUUCUCUGGUUAUCGCUGGGACCCGUGGUCGUGUCCAGUGGGGGAGAGUGUAACGGAUAUUCCCGUUACGGUAUAUUUUACAUUACAUAUUUGUCCUUG
Molecule: messenger RNA, 1751 nt
Organism: Fomitopsis serialis
Lineage: Eukaryota; Fungi; Basidiomycota; Agaricomycetes; Polyporales; Fomitopsidaceae
Exons: 2
Coding region: 1-1470 (489 amino acids)
Source: RefSeq, a predicted model, not a curated record